AUGUCGAACAUUCCUAGUUGCCAAUCGCCACAGUCAUCAAUGACUCCUUCCAUUUUUAACCUCCCUGAGGAGCUGAUCCUUGAACUCGGCAAAUACCUCUAUGGCAAAAGCUUGCUGGCUUUUGCUAUAACCUCUAAGCACGUUCAGAGAAUUAUUGCUCCGUUGCUAGAGGAUGAAAAGAAUGAGGUUGUUCGCGUCUGGGACAGAACGGAAGAGGGUGUGCCCUUCCUCAAAACCGUUCGAGUGAGUCACGACAAGCUGCCGAAAUUCUGGUCAAAGUACAGCGAGCUGCUUCUGGCGUGUGAAGAGGAAACCAUCGCAAAGGUGCAGACGCUUCUGAAAGACAAACGAGUGCUUCAUGUACUCAACGACGAGAAGCUGCCCAACGUCCAUGAGGGGAUGUAUGGCCUCUUGGAGGCCGCGGGCGGUAGCAUUGAGAUUAUUAACCUCCUCAAAGAUACCGAGGCCGAGCUCGAAUACCUUAAUGUCAUACGCUUUGCCUACCUUGCAGCUGCCGGAAAACUCGACAAAGACCGAUUUCGUGAGCAACUACUCCUUCUUACUGGGAAAGACUCUAUCCUGGAUCUGAAAGAGGAAGCAACUUUGUGGAACACGCUUUAUUACGCACUUCUGUUCCGUGCUCCGCCUCCCGCUAUCGACUUGCUGAUUAGUGGUGGACUGUCCUUUAAUAAUCUGGAUAUAGAAGGGUUUGGUCCAUUAGAGUGUGCAUUCGGCUUUGUUCAACACGACAACUACGAAACGGAACAGACGGAAUUGGAGUACCUCCGCUGGUUACUGUCUAAACCCGAGCUUCAAGGGCCAGUCGACGCCAGUGGGCGUUCCGCGGUUCACUACGCUGCGCUCAUGAACCAUCUCGCAGGGUUGAAACUGCUGUUGACCGAAUUAAAGGCUGGCGUCGAUGCUCCCGAUCGUCAUGGAAUCACCCCGUUGCUUGCAGCUAUUGAGCAUGAAGUUUCCAGUCGCGGUCCCGAAGCCACAUGGGAACCAGGUUGCAAGAUUGAAACAAUUGAGAUCUUACUUGGAGCCGGAGCAUCUGUUGCAAGGGUGCUGCAGGUGGGUGGCAGAGAUAUAACACCCCUUGACCUCGCUUUGACCAUGGAACAUCCGUGCCUGCGAUUGAUUGUUGACGCGUGGCUGUCGGAGGCCGGUUAUCAGACGAAUCCCAACGGGCUUCUGGUGGCCGCGGCUCAUCUGGGAGACCUCGAGCUAAUGGAAACUGUUUGGCCACUCUGCGACACGCCGGAUGAAGGGCUUCACCGAUACGACCCAGAAGUCGCCAUCAUCCAUGCUGCCCGCAAGAAACACUCCAACUGUGUUGCUUUUCUCCUCGGCCACCUCCCGAGACUUUAUGCCGUGUACCGCACUCCGGACCUCGGCGGGGUCACUGCGCUAGAGUUUGCUCUCAGCUGUUCAGAUCUAACAGAUGAGGAUAUUAGAAAGCUUGUGUAUGCAACACCAAGCGUCGCGAUCACGGCGCGGACCCUUCUGGAGGCAGUACCGAACCGGUCGUCUAGCGUCGUGACUCUCGUCUAUAAGGCCAUGCAUCCUCCCCACCGCGAAGAAGCCCUGAGACAUAAAGCACUGGUCCUGGCUGCAGAGCUAGGUAAGCGUGGAGCUUGCCGCGCACUGUUGAAACGCAUGGACUUUGCAAAAGUGAGCCACAGAACUGCUCUCCAAGCCGCUGUCAACGCCUCAAUACCACCAUGUUCCCGCCGCAGCCGGCUGCCUGUUUUCAAACUUCUCAUGGAGCAUAACCUUGAAUUGAUCGAUCCCAAGACGGUCAAUAGGGCAGCACUUAGCGCCGCCCACCUCGGCCAUUCAGAUGUGCUAAAGCACAUUAUUGACACCCAAGCUGAUGUCAUCUGUGAGAGCCAUGCUAAGAUACUGGAAGUAUCGGCCUGUAUAGGCUACUUCGAUAUUAUCGACACCCUUUAUUCCCAGCGGCCAGAGCUCAAGGCCAGGGACAUGCCAUCUUCCCCGUCCUGUCUCCUUCUCCAUGCGGCUGCCGCUGACCAGAGGAAUCUGGUGAGGCACCUUAUAAGAACUCACAAUGCAGAUUUGAACCAUUUCGACGCCCGGGGUAGGACCGCCCUGCAUUAUGCUGCUGCUGCCUGCUUACCAAAGAUGGUCAAGCUGCUCUUGCGGCUGGGCUCAGCGGUCAGUUGCUUGGAUUGCGAAUCGAGCACCCCCUUUUUCCUAGCCGCUACAGCACGUUCUCACCAGUUUGACCCAAUUGACAAGGGCGUUUCCUUGUUCAGAGAGCAUCUGGUCCGCCGGCAGCUGCGGACGAUGCGUAUCCUGCUCGACAAUGGAGCCAAGAUUGAUGCCCCUAUCUUGUCUCAUUGUGUGGCAGACGGCGAGAAGGAGCUGGUCCAGUUCCUUGUCGACAAGAAGGUGGAUAUCCUUGCUAAGAAUGUGGAUGGGACGACUCCUUUGGAAUGGGCCAAGAGUGAUGAGAUCAUUAAACUGCUAUACUCAUACCAUGUUUAACAUGAACCCAAGAGAGAAAAAGAGAGAGAAAAAGGAACCAGAACGGUUGAUGCAAUCUAACUAACUGGUGUGAUAUUUGAUAACUUUCUAUAGCCGUGUUUUCUCUAAUCAGUACAUCAGUCGGUAAAUCUAGCUUUUCGUUAUUCAUUACAAUUCCAGUUAGUCAAGUCAAUACCCAAUAUAGCUCAUCAGUUGUUCUAGCUCUUGCAUGUACC
This is a messenger RNA of Aspergillus calidoustus, 2726 nucleotides long. The record is from the annotation of a GenBank genome assembly. NCBI's taxonomy places the organism in Eukaryota, Fungi, Ascomycota, Eurotiomycetes, Eurotiales, Aspergillaceae.